ACCAGCUAAUGACUACAUAGCUACUCUGAUCACAUAGCUUUCCUAUCUCUAAUAAAUAUGCCUCUUAGACUGUUUAGUAGUAGCAACUCUCAGGGGAAGCUAUCCAAGAAGAAAGGCUCCUAUUCCCCCACCCCUCCAGAUGGCAGUACAGUGGUGUACAGGCCUAGGAGUGCUACUCUAGGCCGGCCAGCCAGUAGGAGCAGGAGGCACACAUCACCACCACCACUGGACCAGCUACCUCCUAGUAUACUCAAGAAGGGUCGAGGGAGGUCCAGUACCUCCUACCCUGCACUAGUAGAGGGCAUGACACCUCAGGAGAUGGCUGCAGCAGUCCCCAUGCCACUGGAGAUAGACCUCAAUAAGAUGUUCAUACAACUAGUGGAUGAACUGGGUCUGAGUAGAGAGCUCAUGUUCAAGCUACCCCCUCAGAAAAAAUGGGAGCUCUACCUCUCCAAAAUCAAGGAACAGCAGUCAACAAAGACCGCCAACCCCCAGCCAGAGUAUUUCAUAGACCAGAUUGUUCAACUAACUGCUGUGUUGCACAAUGCCGUGGAGGAGGUUGCCGAUGGUGAUAACAAUCUACGAGUCAUUAACGAGCUCAAAACAUCACUAAGGACGCAGCCAAUUAGUUUUGUACUACGGUUUGUGGAUCAGAAUGGACUAGAGCAAUUCCUCAAUUUCCUCCAGAGCAUGAACGGGGAAGUGCGGCGUAGUCAGCUCCACUUUGCUGUCAUUGGCUGCAUCAAGGCUCUCAUGAACAAUCCAGAGGGGAGAGGUCAUGUGUUGGCACAUCCACGAGGCAUUGUAGUCAUCGCUCAAAGCAUUCGAACAUCCAACAUCAGAACAAAAAUUCUGGCUCUUGAGAUCCUGGGAGCUCUGUGCCUAGUGCCUGGGGGUCACAGGAAGGUGUUGGGGGCAAUGGAUCACUUUCAGAGGUUUGCAAUGGAGAGAGCAAGGUUUCAGACAUUGGUGAUCGAUUUGAUGAGGAGUUUGGACGACAGACAAGACGCAGCCAACCUACAGAUAGCUAUUUUAUCAUUCAUCAAUGUCCUUAUCAACUACAAGGCUGGAGAGGAAAGUUUGGAGUUUCGGAUGCACUUGCGUCAUGAGUUCCUGAACCUUGGUAUACUGCCGAUCAUCAACCGAUUCAAGGCCUUCAACAUUGCACAGCUAAACAAACACCUCGAGAUAUUUGAGUUGGUACGCCUAGAGGACGAGAGAGAGCUCUCCUAUAGACUGGACUGCGUGAACAUAGAGACCAACAGUCUGAGCAGCAUGAUGAAUCUCCUCCAGAGGAAGACAGCUCACACACUGGCCUACUCACAUCUACUCUCCAUUGUCUACCACUGUCUACUCCUGCCACUUGAUGAUCCCCUCUAUGCCAAGUACUGGCACCUGAUUGAUCGUCUUGUACAGCAGGUGGUCCUUCAACAGCAACAUGGGGUGGACCCUGACCACGCCCCUGUACCAAUCGAUGUGGACAAUCUCGUCCAAAAAUUGGCCCAAGAAGAUGAGUUCCUCGCCUUGAGGGCAGAGGCGGGGGAACUACGUAAGGAGAAAGAUGACUAUCGGUUUAAACUACGCAAGAAAGAGUGGGAAUGUGAGUCCAGGGUUAUGGAACGUGACCAGUACAGAACAGCAGUCGACAAACUAAAGCAGAAGCUCAACAGGAAGGGGGCGGAGCUUAACGAGGCCUGGACACGUGAGCAGGAGGUCAUCGACAAGAACACACAGCUCCAGGCAAAGGUCGAGCUGUUGAAGGAGCACAUUCAAAGAUUAGAGAGUGCUCUUAAGGAGGGGAAUAUUGACAACCUUCCUGUACUACCUAGUCUGGAUGUUCCACCACCUGUCAAAGCCCCACCCCCUCCUCCACCUCCCUCACUGCCACCACCACCGCCCCCUCCACCAGCUCCACCAGGUGCUCCUGCUCCCCCUCCUCCUGCCCCGCCCACUCUACAUGGCCACGCCCCCCUCAUCCCAGCGGGUGUACAGUUGCGUAAUAAAGGCCCUAAACCAUCGCAAGCUCUCAAAUCACUCAACUGGAAGAAACUGCCAGACAGCAAAAUCACUCAAAACACAGUCUGGAAGAGUAUGAACAACUCUAAGAUUCAUGCUAUGCUGGAUUUGAAGGACUUUGAGCACACAUUCUCUGUGUACCAGCGUCGUGUGGACCCAGCCGCUGUGGAGCAGAGGGCCUCAAGGACUUCACAGAUAUUUGACCGUCCUAAAGAACUCUCAGUAAUCGAGGGAAGGAGGGCACAAAACUGCACCAUCAUGCUCUCCAAGAUCAAGAUGAGCGACCAUAAGAUACGAAAGGCGAUCAUGACGAUGGACAGUGAUGGCGUCCUCAACAAGGAUAUGGUAGAGCUUAUGGUCAAGUAUGUGCCCACCUCCUCUGAGGUGGAGCUACUCCAGAGCCACUCCCACGAGAGAGACACCUUCGCUAGAGCUGACAAGUUCCUGUUAGAGAUGAGCAGUAUCCCCCGCUAUGCUCAGAGGCUCAAGUCCCUCUACUUCAUGAUGACGAGGGAUGACAGACUGAGUGACCUUCGACCCAGUGUGGAGCACAUCCUACAAGGUUGUAGAGAGCUAUUGGGCAGUCAGAAACUCACCAAGAUACUCGAGAUAGUGCUAGCGUUUGGGAACUACAUGAACAGGGGAAGGAUGGGAAAUGCUGUUGGAUUCAGAUUGGCCAGUUUGAAUAAGAUCACGGACACCAAGUCUAGCUCCUGGGAGGGGAUGACUCUACUCCAUUACCUCGUUAAGACACUGUCGGAGAAGUUCCCAGAUGUUCUGCAUUUGAACUCUGAGCUAACAAGAGUCAAGAGUGCCUCCAAAGUAGAUUUCAAGGACACAGAGAAGGAGUUUUCUGAUCUUCAGUAUGAAUUAUUGGAAGUCCAGAAAGAGCUGAGCUGGCAGAGAGCUCACCCUCCCAAGUCAACCAUUGAGACUGACCUCUUUGUACCCACCAUGACGGGCUUUGUGGAGGCAACAAAGGGAGAGUUCAAUGCCCUACAAGCUCUGAUAACGGAGAUGAAGCUUCAGUAUGAUGAGACUCUACAGUACUUUGGGGAGGACCCUAGUGAUCCGGGCUGCCCUUCCACUGACGAGUUUUUUGGUAUCUUCUCAACCUUUCUUGUCUCCUUCUCAGACGCCCACGCAGAGUUGGCGGCAGCUCAUAAGAGGAAGGAAGAUGAAGUCAAAAGGAAAGAGGAACUGGAGAAAACUCGUGAGAUGACGCUCAGGAGGCGACGUUCUCGACUGAAACUAGAAGCUAACGGCAGCGGGCUCUCCGAGAGGACCUCUGCCCCAGAGUAUGCAGAGAAUGAACUAGAUGACCUUAUAGCUGUGCUCAGGACUGGGGACUACCUCUCCCAUCGUAAGGGACGCUCAUCCUCCAUCAGUUCACACAGGAAGCCGCUAGAGGUCAACAGAGACAGACCACCCUCCAUCAUAGACGGCUCAUUCACUGAGGAACACUCCUGACACUCUAUUACAUGUACUUGUUUGUGUGUGUGUGCACUAAUCGUUGUUCUAUACAUUGCAUUCAUUUUUACUACACUGUGUCAAAUUUGUUUUCUCCUUCACUCAAUAUAAUAAUAAUUAUUAUGAUACAUGAAUUGCACA
This is a messenger RNA of Halichondria panicea, 3627 nucleotides long. Its product is annotated as disheveled-associated activator of morphogenesis 1-like. The coding region runs from base 58 to 3486 and encodes 1142 amino acids. The transcript has 22 exons. Gene Ontology annotation, biological process: actin cytoskeleton organization. Lineage: Eukaryota; Metazoa; Porifera; Demospongiae; Suberitida; Halichondriidae. The record is from RefSeq and is a predicted model, not a curated record. Gene Ontology annotation, molecular function: actin binding; small GTPase binding.